Messenger RNA from Dromiciops gliroides (monito del monte), 3464 nucleotides. It is a transcript of the gene RRN3, whose product is annotated as RRN3 homolog, RNA polymerase I transcription factor. Gene Ontology annotation, biological process: transcription initiation at RNA polymerase I promoter. The transcript is spliced from 18 exons. The coding region runs from base 67 to 2049 and encodes 660 amino acids. NCBI's taxonomy places the organism in Eukaryota, Metazoa, Chordata, Mammalia, Microbiotheria, Microbiotheriidae. Gene Ontology annotation, molecular function: RNA polymerase I general transcription initiation factor activity; RNA polymerase I core binding. Gene Ontology annotation, cellular component: nucleus. The record is from RefSeq and is a predicted model, not a curated record.
GAGUUCGGGCCGCUACGAGCCAAACACCACUUCCGGGGCAAAGAGUAGUAGCGCUCAGCUGUUCCCAUGGCGGCCCCGUUGCUCCACACGCGGCUUCCCCGAAAUGGGGCCGCAGCCACCGCCGCACCAGCCCCGGGCUCCGCCGUCAAGGUUUCAGGGGCUUCGAGGGCCGGAAUUUCAGAUAUGCUUGCAUUGGAGAAGGACUUCCUCAGUUCUCCACCAAGAAAAACUGUUCGGUUUGGGGGGACUGUGACAGACAUCUUGAUAAAAUACAAAAAGGGUGAUACAAAUGAUUUUGAGUUGCUGAAGCAUCAAUUAUCUGAUCCAGACAUAAAGGAUGCCCAGAUCAUUAACUGGCUAUUAGAGUUUCGAAAUUCAGUCACAUACUUGACAAAAGACUUUGAACAGCUUAUCAGCAUUUUGUUGAAAUUGCCAUGGCUACAAAGGAGCCAAGAAGUAUUGGAAGAAUAUUUGGCUUUUCUUGGCAAUCUCGUUUCAGCACAGACUGUCUAUCUUAGACCGUGUCUCAGCAUGAUUGUUUCUCAUUUUAUACCUUCUCGAGUAAUCAUUAAAGAAGGUGAUAUGACUAUAUCAGAUUCGGAUGAUGAAGAUGAUAAUCUUCCUGCAAAUUUUGACACAUGUCAUAGAGCCUUACAGUUAAUUGCAAGAUAUGUCCCCUCUACACCGUGGUUUCUCAUGCCAAUACUUGUGGAAAAAUUUCCUUUUAUUCGAAAAUCAGAGAGAACUUUGGAAUGCUAUGUCCAUAAUCUGUUAAGGAUUAGUGUGUAUUUUCCAUCCUUGCAAGCUGAAAUUUUGGAACUUCUUGUUGAAAAGCUACUCAGAAUGGAUGUGAGUGCAUCACGACAAGACAUUGAAGAUGCAGAAGAAGCAGAGGAAAGAGCAGUUCAAACUGAUAACGGGACAGAUACAGUAGAAAGAUUAUUUAAUAUGGAUGAAGAUGAAGAAGUUAAAGAUGAAGAAAAAAAUAUUUCUGGAAAGAGUGAUCGAAUGGCACAUCCAGUAGCUGAACGCUUAGAUAUUCUUUUGUCCUUAUUCUUUUCCUACAUGAAAGAUGUCUGCUAUAAAAAUGGUGAGAUUGAUGUCAACAAAACAAAGGAUUUGUAUCGAGAUUUCUUAGGGAUCUUUGACAAGCUGGUGUUGCCAACCCAUGCCUCCUGUCACGUACAGUUUUUUAUGUUUUACCUCUGUAGCUUUAAAUUGGGAUUUACAGAAGCAUUUUUGGAACAUCUUUGGAAAAAAUUGCAGAAUCCAAAUAAUCCUGCCAUCCUCAGGCAAGCUGCUGGAAAUUAUAUUGGCAGCCUCUUGGCAAGAGCUAAAUUUGUUCCCAUCAUCACUGUAAAAGCAUGCCUUGACCUUUUGGUUAACUGGCUGCAUACCUACCUUGAUAAUCAGGAUGCGGGAACAAAAGCUUUUUGUGAUGUUGCUCUCCAUGGACCAUUUUAUUCAGCAUGUCAGGCUGUGUUUUACACUUUUGUUUUUCGACAUAAGCAGCUUUUAGAUGGAAACUUAAGGAAAGGCUUGGCUUAUCUACAGAGUUUAAAUUUUGAGCGCAUAGUAAUGUCUCAGCUAAAUCCUUUGAAGAUUUGCCUCCCUUCUGUCGUUAACUUAUUUGCUGCCAUUACAAGAAAAUACCAGUUAGUGUUUUGUUACACUAUUAUUGAGAAGAACAAUCGACAGAUGCUGCCAAUUCUUAGAAAUACUUCAGGAGGUGGCUCAGUACAGACUUGCACCAAUCCACUUGACACUUUCUUCCCCUUUGAUCCUUGUGUUCUCAAGAGAUCUAAAAAAGUAAUUGAUCCCAUUUAUCAGUCAUGGGAAGAUUUAAGUGCUGAAGAACUUCAGGAAUUCAAGAAACCUGUUGAAAAGGGAACAAUAGAAGAUGAAGACGAUGACUUUUUGAAAGGUGAAGUGCCACAGAAUGACACUGUUAUUGGAAUUACACCAAGUUCUUUUGAGUCAAGUUUUCAGAGCCCAUUGAGCAGUGUAGGGUCUCCACAGGUCACAUAUACAUUGGAUCAACCCCUCUGAUAACAAAAAUGAAUAACUGAAGAGACUUCCCCCAAAACAACAGCAACAACAACAAGCAAACCCAGACUUGAAUACCAAGUUUCGUAGGUUAUGGAAGUUGAAUUUAACUCAGCCAUUGACAUACCUCAAGCAUCCUGGUUUCAAGUUAGAUUUUGAAUGGUUUCCAGACUGAUGAUUUUUUUUUUAGUAUAAGUUAUAAAAAAAGUUGAAUGACUAUCAUGUGCAAUAUUUUAUAAUAUAGUUUAUUAUAAUUUUGCAGAAUUUUCACUUAAUGUAUACAACUUUUAUGUUACAUCUUUUAUAAUGCAAUUAUUAAAGGUUCUAAUGCAUAUAUAAUCCCAUUUUAAUAGCAUUUUAACAGAGACUUCUGCCUGUCAAUGCCAUUUUCUAAUUCUAGUGAUAGCCCCACAGUUCCAGUGCUUUUGCUUUAUGUGGUUUCAACAAAACAUCUCAUAUAACAGAUUCUUUCACAAAGUCUCCAUCCAUCUUUAAAGUUAGGGUGUUAAAUAGAACAUUUUUACUUUGUUUCAGUAUUUAUUUACUGAGACCUGUUAUGCUUGGGUCUCAGCAUGGUAGAAAUAAUCAGGAAAGAGGGAAGUUGUUGAAGAUAGUCUGGGAUAGUAAAAGCUGGAGAGGCGUCACGGGAUACUGCAGGAUUUGUUCUUAUGGGUUGAGGGGAGGGGAAAAUGGUAGAGCUAAGAAGGUAGAAUUUUCUUCAUUGAAGCAAUCAGGUAAAAAAAAAUACAAAAUGUACAGAAAUGGUAUUAACAGGUUUCCAUUUGAGUGGAAUCAAGAUUUGCAAAAGUAGUUUUGAUAUCUUUUCUGAUCUAUUAACAUGAAAUUUUGUCUCUACGUUUUCCAGAAAUGUUGUGUUUGAAAUGGUACUGCCAAUUUAUUGGAACCGAAUUAGUUUUGGAUAAACAUAUGGCAGUGAUAAUGUUCACAUUUUGAUAUUCAGCAUCUAAAAUUGAGGAAAAAUAUUUUCAUGUCUUUUAUUUGACCUCUUAGUUGUAAAGAUUUGUUAGAAAAAAUGAGGUUAUUAAUUGAAUUAUAGAUCUUAUUCUAAUAAGUUAUUAGCAUCUAAAUAUACCCAGUCUUCAGGGUAAUAACACUGUCUUUGGACUUGGUGCUGAUGGAACAACUUAUAUCUGAAAGCAUUUUACAAAAAGAACCUUUUGGGCACUUCUGUAAUUAAAUCUUCUUGGAUAUAAGGUAGCUCAGCCUUAUUGUGAAUUCUGCAAUGUAAUAGUGUCUUUUCAGUACUUGUGUAUUUUAUCUUAGUUUUUUAAGUGUAUGUAUUUUUCUUAUGUGGAUAUAAAAAACAUUACAUGUGUUUGUCUUUCUGUUAUUUAAUUUGUCAAUGAAACAAAUGCUUUCUUUGCUCAUAAAAUUCUUCGAUCCUUUACUGAAGUUUU